Molecule: messenger RNA, 3138 nt
Organism: Lachancea nothofagi CBS 11611
Lineage: Eukaryota; Fungi; Ascomycota; Saccharomycetes; Saccharomycetales; Saccharomycetaceae
Source: the annotation of a GenBank genome assembly
AUGCCUUUGAUCCUGAAGCAGUUCCAAUCGUUGGCGAAACCGUUCGCUUACGUAUCGAGGCUUUCUGCGAAACACCCGGUUCAUGUUAUACUGAUCACAGUAUUUGUGUCUGCGCUUGCGUAUCUGUCAGUAAUCCACAGCUACUUUAACGGGUGGCAAUUAGACUCCAAAAGCAUUUUCGCUGGGAACAGCGAUGCGGUGCAAUUGCAGGACGAGUGUGUUCACUACUACCACGCCGGAAAUGCCGGGCUGUGGAACGAACUCUCGAGUGAAGAAUUCGCGUCCACUGCUUUCUCAGAGCACUACUAUCUCAUGCAAUUGGACUUCAAGACCCAGAAUCACACACAGGAACUACCAGAUUUGGCCAACGUUGUGGUGGCAGACCAGGACACUCGCUAUGUGCUACAGGAAGACUUAGUACUUCCCAAGAUUCUCCAGGCCGAUGACGGGACCACUUGGAGAUUGAGGCCUCACAGGUUCAGACUGUACGAUAUGAAAAAUGUCGUGCUCUCAAACAUUGACACACUUGUUACUAAAAUCCAGGGCGCUGAAACAUUUGACGUGCUCAUAAUUGGAACCGCGUAUAUUGCAAUGUUUUACACAAUCGUGCGCCUCUUUCUUGCUAUGAAGAAGCGCACAGAGUCCAAAUUCUGGAUUGCGCUCUCCGCAGUAGUUUCCUCUACCAGCGCUUUCUUUUUAGCCCUAUACACAAGUCAAGUGCUUCUCAACAAAACGGUAACUGCGCUAAGUUUAAUUGAAGGAAUCCCGUUCAUUGUAGUGAUUGUCGGUUUCAAUCAUAAGAUCAGACUAGCUUCCUUUUUGCUCAAUUACUUCAGAAAGCACGGCUUCUCUCAACAAUGCGACGCCUCGGAGCUUGUUUACUUAGCCAUGAAAGAAGAAGGUGGUCGCCUACUUCAAGAUCACCUCCUUUGCUUGGUCGGAUUUGUCGGCGGAGCCUUAUACGCUCAUAAUUUGGAGGUUUUGAGAAAUUUCUGCAUCCUAGCAUCCUUGGUGUUAAUCUAUGAUUUGGUUUUGACCUGCACUUAUUUCGCGUCUGUUCUAGCGCUCAAGCUGGAAAUAAACAUCAUCCACCGUUCUACGAUAAUUAAAGAAACUUUGGAGGAAGAUGGCGUAAUCAAAAGUACCGCAGAAUCGGUGUCUGUUGCCGAAAGUCAACCAAAAACUUCCAUUCUCACUUCAAACACUAGUGUUACUCUGCUAAAACUAUUUGUCGUUGUAGCAUUCGUUGGUUUCAACUUCUGCAGUUUCGGCGCCAGAUGGACUUACCAGACCUUUUCUGCCUUAUACACAAAGCCUUCGAGUCCCGUGCUGCCAGAUUUUAUCUCUUCUAGCGUGGCUGAAAACUACGCCAAUGGGGUGGUGAUCUCCAUGGUACCACCCCAAUACUACAAACCGAUGAAGGUGUAUUUUCAAGUCGAGGAUUUGAUUCUUUCGUCAUUGCGUUAUAUCAGCGUUUCCAUCCGUGAUAGAUUUAUCAGCAAACUGGUACUUUUCGCUUUAGUUACAAGCGCUUCCAUCAACAUUUAUCUAUUGAAUGCCGGAAGAAUCCAUACUGAAUUUACUGCCAAGCAAUGGCAAAGACAUAAGGCCAAGAAAGCUGUCUCUACUCCAAAAUUGAAGCAGACAAGCGAACUGGCUAAUGGUAGCUCCAAGAUAUCCACAUCAUUGUCCGCCACUUCUACUGAAAGCAAUACCGCCAUUGAGGAUGAUAGCGAAAGUGAUAGCGACGACGGAAUCGCUCGUCCCUUGGAAACUCUUGUAGAUGUUAUGAAAUCAGACGGCGUAAAAACCAUGAAUAACAAAGAAGUUGUAUCUUUAGUCGUCGGUGGUAAAUUGCCAUUAUAUGCAUUGGAAAAACAACUGGGUGAUACUCUACGUGCUGUUGCGGUCCGCCGUAAGGCGUUGGCACUACUUGCGGACGCGCCAGUUCUCGAAACAAGCCGCCUGCCAUACAAGCACUAUGAUUACGAUCGCGUACUGGGUGCUUGUUGUGAAAAUGUGAUCGGAUAUAUGCCGCUACCCGUUGGUGUCAUCGGUCCAUUGGUCAUAGAUGGCGUUUCUUAUCAUAUUCCAAUGGCCACUACUGAAGGUUGCUUAGUUGCCUCCGCUAUGCGUGGUUGUAAAGCCAUCAAUGCCGGUGGUGGUGUCACUACUGUGUUGACUAAAGAUGGUAUGACAAGAGGGCCAUGUGUCAGAUUCCCUACUUUGACCAGAUCCGGUGCAUGUAAGAUUUGGAUCGACUCAGAGGAAGGUCAAAACAAAGUUAAGAAGGCUUUCAACUCUACUUCGCGUUUUGCUCGUUUGCAGCAUUGUCAAACUGCUUUGGCAGGUGACUUACUAUUUAUUCGUUUCAGAACAACUACUGGUGACGCCAUGGGGAUGAAUAUGAUCUCUAAAGGUGUGGAACACUCUUUGAAACUGAUGGUGGAAGAGUUUGGUUGGGGAGAUAUGGAGAUUGUCUCUGUAUCUGGUAACUACUGUACCGACAAGAAACCCGCGGCCAUUAAUUGGAUCGAGGGCCGCGGUAAGAGUGUGGUCGCAGAGGCCAUUAUCCCUGGCGACGUUGUUCGCAAAGUACUCAAGAGUGACGUCCAUGCUUUGGUGGAGCUCAACAUAGCCAAAAAUCUGAUUGGUUCUGCAAUGGCAGGCUCUGUUGGUGGUUUCAACGCCCACGCCGCCAAUUUGGUGACAGCGGUCUACCUAGCACUGGGCCAAGAUCCUGCUCAAAACGUGGAAAGUUCCAACUGUAUAACGUUGAUGAACGCGGUCAACGGCGACCUGCGAAUUUCGGUAUCAAUGCCUUCGAUCGAGGUUGGAACAAUUGGUGGUGGUACUAUCUUAGAGCCACAAUCGGCCAUGUUGGAUUUGCUUGGCGUUCGUGGUCCACACCCAACCUCUCCUGGCGAUAAUGCCCGCCAAUUAGCUAAGAUUGUUGCAUCUGCAGUACUAGCAGGCGAACUGUCGUUGUGUUCCGCCUUAGCUGCCGGCCAUUUGGUGCAGAGCCACAUGAUCCACAAUCGUGGUAAAGGUACGACACCAGCCGCUGGAUCCACGGCUCCUCCCGAGAAUGACGUAAAGCGUUUGAAAGAAGGUUCAGUUACUUGUAUCAAGUCCUAA